AUGCCCUUUAGUGGAACUUUUGAUGAUUUUAUUAAACCAUUUAUUGCAAAUAUAAAAUUAUUAGAAUGUGGCCAAAUAAUGAAUAUUCAAGGUCAAGAUUAUUUGAUUAUUGCUAACCUUGGAGUAGUUACAGCUGAUCUUCCACAAGAAAAUAAUCUUGCAAGAAUAAAACACUAUGAUGCUAACAAAG
Molecule: messenger RNA, 190 nt
Organism: Cetraspora pellucida
Lineage: Eukaryota; Fungi; Glomeromycota; Glomeromycetes; Diversisporales; Gigasporaceae
Source: the annotation of a GenBank genome assembly